Molecule: messenger RNA, 351 nt
Organism: Aspergillus fijiensis CBS 313.89
Lineage: Eukaryota; Fungi; Ascomycota; Eurotiomycetes; Eurotiales; Aspergillaceae
Exons: 1
Source: RefSeq, a predicted model, not a curated record
UUCGGCACGACGUCGAUCAGAGAGGGCCAACUUGUGACCUGGCCCAAUACUUAUCGCACCAAGCAAGAGCCCUUUGGCCUGGUGGACCCCAGUCAGCCGGGGAAUUUGACCCUGGCCAAGCUUCGUCUCAUCGACCCUCACUACCGCAUUUGCUCAACACGGAAUGUGCCUCCGCAGCAGCAUGACUGGUGGGCCUCGGCCGCGAGAGAGGCAGCGCAGCUGGAUCGGCGCUUACCGCCAGAGAUUGUGUGUGCUGUAAUGGAACACAUUGGUCAUCCGCCGAUAUCUGCGGCCGAGGCAGAAAUCUGGCGUGGAGAACUCCUCGGCGACCACGAGCGCGCGCAAAAGGCC